Molecule: messenger RNA, 1352 nt
Organism: Bombus pyrosoma
Lineage: Eukaryota; Metazoa; Arthropoda; Insecta; Hymenoptera; Apidae
Product: transmembrane protein 165
Exons: 6
Coding region: 273-1154 (293 amino acids)
Biological process (GO): calcium ion transmembrane transport; Golgi calcium ion homeostasis; Golgi calcium ion transport
Cellular component (GO): Golgi apparatus
Molecular function (GO): calcium ion transmembrane transporter activity; manganese ion transmembrane transporter activity
Source: RefSeq, a predicted model, not a curated record
AAAAUACAUGAAAUACAUAGUAUAUUUGUAUCAAAUAUUUUCAUUUGAUAAGUGAUGAAUUUUCGAAAGAUUAAAUAUCCAUCACGAAUAUUGUGUAAAUUUCACAAUAUAGAAUCUGCAACGUAAAACAUUAGAUAGUAUAAGUAUCCGUACUUCGCGGUGCGUAUGUUCCAUGUACUGAUAACGCGUUCAAUACUAAAAAAAAGUUGAAGUUAAAACUCCUAGUAUUAUAAAUUAUUAUAAUUAAUUUAAAGUAUUAUAAAUUAAAAACAAUGGGCUUUAUUCGAUCUCUAUCAACAAGCGAGUAUUUUUUAUAUAUAUGUGUAAUAAACUGCUUUUUUUUAUCUACAGUAUUAAGUGAAAGUGAACCUAUAUAUGAUGGUAGAUUUCAAAUGAUAAUGACGUCUAUGAGACCUGAAGAUGCAAUGUCACCACAAACCAAGGAUAACCUUGGUUUUAUACAUGCAUUUAUAGCUUCUUUGUCUGUCAUCGUUGUUUCUGAAUUGGGCGACAAAACUUUCUUUAUCGCUGCUAUUAUGGCAAUGAAACAUCCAAGAUUGACAGUUUUUAUAGGAGCAAUUAGUGCACUGGCUUUGAUGACUCUCCUCUCAGUCAUUUUUGGAUAUGCUGCAACCAUAAUUCCUAGUGUUUAUACAUACUACAUUUCUACUGCACUUUUUGCUUUAUUUGGUUUCAAAAUGCUACGGGAUGGUUAUAAGAUGUCUGCAACUGAGGCACAAGAAGAAUUAGAAGAAGUGCAAUCUGAUUUAAGGAAACGAGAAGAUGAGUAUGAAAAGGAAACUGCAAGCACUUUAGUACAAGAUCCAGAAACUGGUGUUAUAAGAAAAGCAACAAAAAUUAGUGCACUGAUGCUCCUCUCUAGGAUAUUCCUUCAAGCAUUUACAUUAACAUUUCUUGCAGAAUGGGGUGAUCGCUCACAGCUUACAACUAUCAUACUUGCAGCAAGAGAGAAUGUUUAUGGAGUUGUAAUAGGUGGAAUAUUAGGACAUUCAUUUUGUACAGGAUUAGCAGUAUUAGGGGGGAGGAUGAUAGCUCAGAGAAUUUCAGUACGAACAGUGACCAUAAUUGGUGGAUUAGUAUUUCUACUAUUUGCUUUAACAGCACUUUUUAUCAGACCUACGGAAGAUGUAUGAAAACAGUAUACAGUGUUUAUAUACCUAUAUGUCAUAAAAUAUAUUUUGCUAUGAGAUAAUGUACAUAUUUUCCAUAUUUGUGUACAGAUUGUGUGAUGAGAUAGUAAAAAUCAUAAUAUACACUACAUUUUUACCUAAAAAGUACUUAUGUAUAUAAUUUGUACAUUAUGCUUGAAAUUAUAUUGAUAUAAAUAAUUA